Molecule: messenger RNA, 1245 nt
Organism: Puccinia triticina
Lineage: Eukaryota; Fungi; Basidiomycota; Pucciniomycetes; Pucciniales; Pucciniaceae
Exons: 11
Coding region: 1-1245 (414 amino acids)
Biological process (GO): carbohydrate metabolic process; chitin catabolic process
Cellular component (GO): extracellular region
Molecular function (GO): chitinase activity; chitin binding
Source: RefSeq, a predicted model, not a curated record
AUGCUCCCAUAUUUCUCUACAAUCCUAACCACCAUUUCACUCCUCUCUUCCGCAAAAUCUGAUGCUUUCGGGGAUAAAACCCUUUAUCCGAGUCCCCCACCAAUGAACAUUCAAGGGAACGUCAUAAUUGGCUACUACCAGGCCUCCCGCGGAUUGUAUCAGCAACUAGAAUCUGUCCCUUGGAAAUAUUAUAACAAUGGGUACAUGGUCUUUCAGGGCGUGUGGCCGAUAGAACAAUUCCGAUUUACAUUUGGGUCGGAAGACGAAAACACAUUGGCUGUCCAAAAUAUGGAACCAUUCGUUCAAGCCGCAACCAGAAAUCGGGUCACGCCUCUUUUAGGUAUAGGGGGAGAACAAGGUUCAAAGUUAUUUUCAUACUAUAUGGGCAGUGGCGGAUCCCGCACGAAUUUCGUUCGUGCUGUUGUCGAUCUAGCAAAGCUCUACAAUUUCCAGGCCCCAAACGAUCGUGGUGCUGGUUGCAACAAUCGAUCGCCGGAGGACGUAGUCAACUUCGGUUAUUUUGCCCAAGAAUUUAAAAAAAUAUGGAAAGAAGGCCGCCUCAUUGUCCGGGUCAACUUCAACGGCUUCAUUGGAGCAUUGGGGACAUAUGCAACGCCCCAAGAAACAAGCCUGCUUGCCCAAAAUGCAGAUUAUGUUGACCUCAUGGCAUAUGAUGGUUAUACCGGAAACAAAGGCGAUAAAACUGGUCCAUUUUCAGCCUUAACUGGAGGCGAUUGUCCCAAAAUACCUUACCUUUCAAACGGGAUAAAAGAAUUGCUUCAGGUCAUGAAUUACCAAGGCUUCUCGCCCCAAAAACUCAUCCUUGGAUUUACUGGUUACGGUCGCCUAUUUUACUUACCCCAACAGUUUGAUAUGAAAACUGAUAUAUCCCAGGUGGCUUAUGGCGCGGCGCCGCAAGGGGGAUGGGCAGACAAUCUCAACGGAACAGUGGACUCCUGCAAUAGAGUUCGUGGCUACGAAGGCAUUUACCUAUUAACCGAAAUCUUGAACAAUGGCUGGCUCGCCCGAGAUGGGGUCACAUCCACGCAGGUUUUGACCAGGGGUUGGGAUGAAUGCUCCAAACAGCCUUACCUCUACGACAACAAACAUCUGUUAGUUUAUGAUGAUCCUGGGAGUUUGAGCAUUAAAUCAAACCAUGCAAAGCAGUCCGGACUAGCGGGAGUUUCUUUGCUGCAACCUCCCCCUGGAGUGGAUCAAGUGGAUUUGGUGGAUCUAUCCCUUUGA